This is a messenger RNA of Nycticebus coucang (slow loris), 5778 nucleotides long. RefSeq names its product microtubule associated serine/threonine kinase 2 (gene MAST2). The transcript has 30 exons. Gene Ontology annotation, molecular function: magnesium ion binding; ATP binding; protein serine/threonine kinase activity. Lineage: Eukaryota; Metazoa; Chordata; Mammalia; Primates; Lorisidae. Gene Ontology annotation, cellular component: microtubule cytoskeleton. Bases 317 to 5725 code for a protein of 1802 amino acids. The record is from RefSeq and is a predicted model, not a curated record. Gene Ontology annotation, biological process: intracellular signal transduction; peptidyl-serine phosphorylation.
AGGAGGGGCGGGGCCGGCCGGAGGCGGGUGGCUGGCGGUGGAGCCCGCGGCGGCGGCGGGUGGCCGGCUGAGCGUGUGCGGGGUGGGAGAAGACUAGGCGGCGGCGAUGCCGCGGCUUCCGUAGGGAGCGCUGAGGAGGUCGCGACAUUUGAAGCCCUAGAAGGCUCGGAGGAGCUGCGGUCUGGGGGCGGUGGCUUCGGGCGCCAGCCGGGCCAUGGUGGCUGCGGGCGGUGGUUGGCGCGGCAACGCUGCGGCCCGGGGCUGUGCGGGGCCGGGACAGUCCCGGCGCUGACGCCUGUAGGGCCCAGCCGCAGGCAUGAAGCGGAGCCGCUGCCGCGACUGGCUGCAGCCUCCGCCGCCUGCCCGCCGGGAAGAUGGGGCUCAGAGGGCGGCGGAGCUGCCCCAACCCCUGCCCCAGCCCCAGCGCCGGCGAGCGCCGCCCGGGAGGCAGAGACUGGAGGAGCGGACCGGGACCGCGGGACCGGAGAGCAAGGAGCAGGAUGUGGUAACUGGACUUAGUCCCCUGCUCUUCAGGAAGCUCAGUAAUCCUGACAUAUUUUCAUCCACUGGAAAAGCUAAACUCCAACGACAGCUUAGUCAGGAUGACUGUAAAUUACGGAGAGGAAGCCUGGCCAGCUCUCUGUCAGGUAAGCAGCUGCUCCCUUUGUCCAGCAGUGUCCACAGCAGUGUGGGACAGGUGACAUGGCAGUCUUCAGGAGAAGCGUCAAACCUGGUUCGAAUGAGAAACCAGUCCCUUGGGCAGUCUGCACCUUCUCUUACUGCUGGCUUGAAAGAGUUGAGCCUUCCAAGAAGAGGCAGCUUUUGUCGGACAAGUAACCGCAAGAGCUUGAUUGUGACCUCCAGCACAUCACCUACACUCCCACGGCCACACUCACCACUCCAUGGCCACACUGGUAACAGUCCUUUGGACAGUCCCCGGAAUUUCUCUCCAAAUGCACCUGCUCACUUUUCCUUUGUUCCUGCCCGUAGCCAUGGACACAGGGCAGACAGGACUGAUGGACGGCGCUGGUCUUUGGCCUCUUUGCCUUCUUCAGGGUAUGGAACAAACACUCCUAGCUCCACUGUCUCAUCAUCAUGCUCCUCACAGGAAAAGCUGCAUCAGUUGCCUUUCCAGCCGACAGCUGAUGAGCUGCACUUUUUGACAAAGCAUUUCAGCACGGAGAGUGUACCAGACGAGGAGGGGCGGCAGUCCCCAGCCAUGCGGCCUCGCUCCCGCAGCCUCAGUCCUGGACGAUCCCCAGUUUCCUUCGACAGUGAAAUAAUAAUGAUGAAUCAUGUGUACAAAGAAAGAUUUCCCAAGGCCACUGCACAGAUGGAAGAGCGACUAGCAGAGUUCAUUUCCUCCAACACUCCAGACAGCGUGUUGCCCUUGGCAGAUGGAGCCCUGAGCUUUAUUCAUCAUCAAGUGAUUGAAAUGGCCCGAGACUGCCUGGAUAAAUCUCGGAGUGGGCUCAUUACAUCACACUACUUCUAUGAACUUCAAGAGAAUUUGGAGAAACUUCUGCAAGAUGCUCAUGAGCGCUCUGAGAGUUCAGAGGUGGCUUUUGUGAUGCAGCUGGUGAAAAAACUGAUGAUUGUCAUUGCCCGCCCAGCUCGGCUCCUGGAAUGCCUGGAAUUUGACCCUGAAGAGUUCUACCACCUAUUAGAAGCAGCUGAAGGCCAUGCCAAAGAGGGACAAGGAAUUAAAUGUGACAUUCCCCGCUACAUCAUUAGCCAACUGGGCCUCACACGGGACCCCCUAGAGGAAAUGGCCCAGUUGAGCAGCUAUGACAGUCCUGACACUCCGGAGACAGAUGAUUCAGUUGAGGGCCGUGGGGCAUCUCUUCCUUCAAAAAAGACACCAUCUGAAGAGGACUUCGAAACCAUUAAGCUCAUCAGCAAUGGCGCCUAUGGAGCUGUGUUCCUGGUGAGGCACAAGUCCACACGACAGCGCUUUGCCAUGAAGAAGAUCAACAAGCAGAACCUGAUCCUACGGAACCAGAUCCAGCAGGCCUUCGUGGAGCGUGACAUUCUGACUUUCGCUGAGAACCCCUUUGUGGUCAGCAUGUUCUGCUCCUUUGAGACCAAGCGUCACCUGUGCAUGGUGAUGGAGUAUGUUGAAGGGGGAGACUGUGCCACUCUGCUGAAGAACAUUGGGGCCCUUCCUGUGGACAUGGUGCGUCUGUACUUUGCGGAAACUGUGCUGGCCCUGGAGUACUUACACAACUAUGGCAUCGUGCACCGUGACCUCAAGCCUGACAACCUCCUGAUAACAUCCAUGGGGCACAUCAAGCUCACUGACUUUGGACUGUCUAAAAUUGGCCUCAUGAGUCUGACGACAAACUUGUAUGAGGGUCACAUUGAAAAGGAUGCCCGGGAGUUCCUGGACAAGCAGGUGUGCGGGACCCCGGAGUACAUUGCCCCUGAAGUGAUCCUGCGGCAGGGCUAUGGAAAGCCAGUGGACUGGUGGGCCAUGGGCAUAAUCCUGUACGAGUUCCUGGUGGGUUGCGUCCCUUUCUUUGGAGACACUCCAGAGGAGCUCUUUGGGCAAGUGAUCAGUGAUGAGAUUGUGUGGCCUGAGGGUGAUGACGCACUGCCCCCAGAAGCCCAGGACCUCACCUCCAAACUUCUCCACCAGAACCCUCUGGAGAGGCUGGGCACAGGCAGUGCCUGUGAGGUGAAGCAGCACCCGUUCUUUACGGGCCUAGACUGGACAGGACUCCUCCGCCAGAAGGCUGAAUUUAUUCCUCAGCUGGAGUCAGAAGAUGACACUAGCUACUUUGACACCCGCUCAGAACGAUACCAUCAUGUGGACUCGGAGGAUGAGGAAGAAGUGAGUGAGGAUGGCUGCUUGGAGAUCCGCCAGUUCUCUUCCUGCUCACCCAGGUUCAGCAAGGUGUACAGCAGCAUGGAGCGGCUCUCUCUGCUGGAGGAGCGCCAGACACCACCCCCCACCAAGCGCAGCCUGAGUGAGGAGAAGGAGGACCGCUCUGAUGGCCUGGCAGGACUUAAGGGCCGAGACCGGGGCUGGGUGAUUGGCUCCCCUGAGAUAUUAAGGAAGCGGUUGUCGGUGUCUGAGUCGUCCCACACGGAGAGUGACUCAAGCCCUCCAAUGACAGUGCGGCGCCGUUGCUCAGGUCUUAUGGAUGUGUCUCGGUUCCCCGAGGAGGCCAGCAGUACCCCCAGGAGGCAGCAGCAGGAGGGUAUAUGGCUCCUGACACCCUCAUCUGGAGAGGGGGUAUCUGGGUUUAUCCCUGAGCGGCCAGUGGAGCAGCGGCUGAAGCCUGAUGAGGAACCUGUCGGCCAGUUCACUGGUUCCAGUCCAGCUAUGGAGACCCGAGGCCGUGGGACCCCACAGCUGGCUGAGGGAGCCACAGCCAAGGCCAUCAGUGACCUGGCUGUACGUAGGGCUCGUCACCGGCUGCUCUCUGGGGACUCUACAGAUAAGCGCAGCACUCGUCCUGUCAACAAAGUGAUCAAGUCUGCCUCAGCUACAGCCCUCUCCCUCCUCAUCCCCUCAGAACACCAUACCUGCUCUCCAUUGGCUAGUCCCAUGUCCCCACAUUCCCAGUCGUCCAACCCAUCAUCCCGCGACUCUUCUCCAAGCAGGGACUUCUUGCCAGCUCUUGGCAGCUUGAGGCCUCCUAUCACCAUCCACCGAGCUGGCAAGAAAUACGGCUUCACCCUGCGGGCCAUCCGUGUCUACAUGGGUGAUUCUGAUGUCUAUACUGUACACCACAUGGUGUGGCACGUGGAGGACGGUGGUCCAGCCAGCGAGGCGGGGCUUCGUCAGGGUGACCUCAUCACCCAUGUCAACGGGGAGCCUGUGCACGGGCUAGUGCACACGGAAGUGGUUGAGCUGAUUCUGAAGAGUGGAAACAAGGUGGCCAUUUCAACAACUCCCCUGGAGAACACAUCCAUUAAAGUGGGGCCAGCUCGGAAGGGCAGCUACAAGGCCAAGAUGGCCCGAAGGAGCAAGCGGAGCAGGGCCAAGGAUGGACAAGAAAGCAGAAAAAGGAGCUCCCUGUUCCGGAAGAUCACCAAGCAGGCAUCUCUGCUCCACACCAGCCGCAGUCUCUCUUCCCUUAACCGUUCCUUGUCAUCAGGGGAGAGCGGGCCAGGCUCUCCCACACACAGCCACAGCCUUUCUCCCCGGUCUCCCACUCAGGGCUACCGGGUAACCCCCGAUGCUAUACAUUCAGUGGGAGGGAAUUCAUCACAGAGCAGCUCGCCCAGCUCCAGCGUGCCCAGCUCCCCAGCCGGCUCCGGGCAUACACGACCCAGCUCUUUACAUGGUCUGGCACCCAAGCUUCAACGCCAGUACCGCUCUCCGCGGCGCAAGUCAGCAGGCAGCAUCCCACUGUCACCACUGGCCCACACCCCUUCUCCACCACCACCUGCAGCUUCACCUCAGCGUUCCCCAUCACCCCUGUCUGGGCAUGGAGCCCAAGCCUUUCCCACCAAGCUUCACUUGUCACCUCCCCUAGGCAGGCAACUCUCACGGCCCAAGAGUGCAGAGCCACCCCGCUCACCACUACUGAAGAGGGUGCAGUCAGCUGAGAAACUGGCGGCUGCGCUGGCUGCUUCUGAGAAGAAGCUAGUUUCUUCUCGCAAGCACAGCCUUGACCUGCCCCACUGUGAGUUAAAGAAGGAACUGCCACCCAGGGAAGUCAGCCCUCUGGAGGUAGUUGGGACCAGGGGUGUGCCAUCUGGAAAGGGAGCUUUGCCAGGGAAGGGGGUGCUGCAGCCUGCCCCUCCACGGGCCCUAGGCACCCUGCGGCAGGACAGAGCUGAACGACGGGAGUCACUGCAAAAGCAAGAAGCUAUCCGUGAGGUAGACUCCUCGGAGGAUGACGCUGACGAGGGGCCUGAGAACAGCCAGGGCAUGCCAGAGCCAAGCUUGGCACCUAACUCAGCCAUGGGCCAGAAUCCACCCCCUAGAGGAGAAGGAGAGGGUGGGGAAGAGGACACCUUCUUACCCAGAGACCCUAGGAGCCUGGGCCCAGCGAUCUCAGGCCUACUGACUGGGCUCACACUGGGGCGAAUGGAAGGUCCCAGUGGUCCCCAGAGGAGGCUUGGGAGCUCAGAAGCCUUUGAAGAGACUGCCAGCUGCUGCUCACCAGUCCCCAGCCUGGGUAGGUCUGGAUCCACAGAUCACAACCCCCCUGAAGGCUGCUGGAAGGCCCAGCACCUCCAUACCCAGGCACUACCAGCACUUUGUUCCAGCUCUUCAGGACUAACCCCCACCAGUUGCACUGUUGCCCCCUCCACAUCUGGGAAGCUGGGCAUGUGGUCCUGGAACUUCCUCACUGAGGGCCCAGAUAGGGCCUCCCCAAGUAGAAAGGCAACAGUGGCAGGUGGGCCAGUCAAACUCCAGGAUCUGGAAACCACAGCUCCAGUCCACCCUAAGAACCUGUCUCCCGGACAGGAGGGGAAGACACAGCCACCCAGUGCCCCUGGACUGGCCCAUACACCUUGUGGGGUUCCCAGCCAAGGGUGGCUUUGGGAACCUGAGUGUUCACAGAGAGAGAAGGCGGAUCCAGUCUUGAGCAUCACCAAGAUGCCUGACGCCUCAGGUGACAGGAGGCAGGACAUUCUGUGCAGAGGCCGUCUCCUCACGCAGGAGUCUGGGCUCACCCUGCUCUGGAGGGGCCGAGAACCUGGGGGCCAUCAAAAGCAUCAGGACUUGACAUUGGUGCCAGAUGAGGUUUUGAAACAAACAUAGUGGCUGUUGGCCAUUUCUUGCACUCAGACCUGUGUAAUACAUGAUUCUAGAAA